Messenger RNA from Ascochyta rabiei, 1959 nucleotides. Its product is annotated as Metallothionein expression activator. The transcript has 2 exons. The record is from RefSeq and is a predicted model, not a curated record. Gene Ontology annotation, molecular function: DNA-binding transcription factor activity, RNA polymerase II-specific; RNA polymerase II cis-regulatory region sequence-specific DNA binding. Gene Ontology annotation, biological process: regulation of transcription by RNA polymerase II. Lineage: Eukaryota; Fungi; Ascomycota; Dothideomycetes; Pleosporales; Didymellaceae. Bases 1 to 1959 code for a protein of 652 amino acids. Gene Ontology annotation, cellular component: nucleus.
AUGCUGUCCACCAAUUCACCCCAGGGCAUCUCCCGCCGACGAAUGCAGCACAGGCGCCAACUCUCGACACCAAACGCAUUCGAGAUGCCCAGCGUACGACACAGCCCUGUCAGCCAACAGCAACGGCGGCACAACCGGUCAGGCAUGAGCCUGGAUCUCCGAGGCCUCAACCUCGAGUCGAUCCACGCACCCAGCCCCGGUCCCUACCAGCAGGAGCACAGUGCCGUAAGUUUUACUAACCAUCUAGGACAACCACCACAGCAAACUAUGCAAGUAGCGCAAUCGCACAGCCAGCCCCAGCCGGGCCCCCGGGAGGCCUUCCUACACUCCCCAGUACAGUUAUCUCCCAGGUGCAGAUCACCGCGGACACCUCUCUACGCUUCCCGUCCGCAGUCUCCCCAGCAGCAGCCUCAAUCACCUAACAGACCCCCUACUGAACAACAGUUGAAAGACCUCCACGAGCACAUCCAGUCCGUCUAUGGCUCAUGUGGACAGGUUUUCAUCAACAUUCUCCCCACACCUGCACCAGCAGCAACACAAGCAGUCAUCCCAGAAAAGCCCGCACAACUGCCGAGUCACCAGUCCUUUGGCAUGGCUCCUCAUCCCACAAACUUCAACGAGGUUGCAGACAUCAACCUUCAGCCAACAUCGCGUGCCAUGACUUUCGACUUCGAGAACCCAGACGCAGACAAUGGAUACGACUCUUCAGGGUACUACACCUCCGAUGUCUCGCCGUCACCGCAAGCCUCGCCGCGCAUGAGGAUGUCACAGCCUUUCCUCCAGGGCAUUGCAGAGGACCCGUCUCAGGAGACGCCGUUCUCGCACCCUCCAACACUACUCCCUGCUUUGGACCCCCACAUGUCGUCACAGGGCAUGUCCAACGGCCUCUCGCUUCCCGUCAGCCCUUUUGAAGAAGCGCCAAUGUACACAGAUCUCGAGAUUGAUGCAAGCCUCGAGUACACCGGCAUCGCUCCCGAGGAAGUGCAGCGAUACAUCAGCGAGCAGGACCCCAAGACAAACAAAUGGAUGUGCCUGUACCAAGACUGCGGUAAAGUCUUCGGCAGGAGGGAAAACAUUCGCUCCCACGUCCAAACACAUCUCGGCGAUAGGCAAUACAAGUGCAACGGAUGCGGCAAGUGCUUUGUGCGACAACACGACCUGAAGCGCCAUGCAAAAAUUCACACAGGAAACAAGCCAUACAAGUGCCCCUGCGGUGCCGGCUUUGCGCGACAAGACGCACUUACACGGCACCGACAGCGUGGCAUGUGUGUUGGUGGAUUCGCCGACGCAGUGCGACGACAGGCCAAGCGUGGCAGGCCGAAGAAGCAUCGUCCGGAGAUGGAGGAGCGUGUAGAAAAAGCAAGCAGGACUCGACGUGCUCUUGUCUCUGCCUCUUCCUCCGUCUCUGCAAGCUCACCCUGCUCCGAUACUCGAUCGCCAUACGAGCCGUAUGAGUCGACACAGUCGCAAUUGCAUUCCGAAACAGGAAGCUUCAACGAGCCAACGAGCGCACCAACAGAUCCAUUCAGCUUCGAGCCCCAAUCUAGCCCGUACCAUGAAGAGACGAACGAGGCAAGCUUCACGCUCACCACAUCUUACGCCGGCGAGGUUGCAUCCAUGAACCUCCUCCAACAGCUAUCCGACGAGCCAGCACAAACACCUCCCCUGUCACCAGCUGAUUACCGCCCUCGUUCGCGCGAAUCGACACGCGACCGCAAACAAUCAUUCCAGCCGAGCCCUUUGAAGGUUUCAGAUUCGCCAUCGCGGUCCUCAGUCCAGUCGCAACAGUUCACAACACCGCCCACAUCGCCGGUCGAACCAAAGGACGAACUAGAAGACCUCUUCGACAUUCGACCUGAGCCUUCGUUUUCGCAGUUCGACCUCGAGAUGAGAGCCAUGAGCGACUUCACAGCCGGUGACUCGAACUCAUACGACUUUCUAGACUUCGCUGCUGUAUAA